AUGGCCUUCUUCAACUUAUAUCUACUGGGAUAUCAAAAUUCCAUUCGGAACAAGAAGAUGGACAUAACUGAAGAAACAAACCAGAAGGAAUCAGUGCCCACGAGGCUUCCCCCUAUUAUCUCAGAAGAUGGGAAUUAUUCUGUGCACCAGAAUAGCCACACAAGGUACCACGAAGCUGUACGGAAGGUGUCGUUAAAGACAUUCCCCAACCAGGUCUUCAGAGUCCCUCUGACUGAUGCUCAGAACUUCAGCUUCUGGUGGUCCCACAGUCCAGGAGUGCACCCAGAGGAAGCCAUGCCGUGGAUCCGGAGCCCCCGCCACUGCCUCAUUAAAAGCCCAAUGACCAGGUUUAUGGAUCACUCCAUUCUCAACGACAGAAACUUCAGUCCGUAUUGAGCAGGAUGUUUGCAGGAGGACAAGAUAGACUGUGGAUAGAGGGCAAAGAAGGGGAAAGAGGGAGGUGCCCUGGUUUGGACAGCUGACUACUGGGAGGAGGGGAUGGAGAAAGCAGAAUAAACAGAGUG
Messenger RNA from Camelus dromedarius (Arabian camel), 524 nucleotides. It is a transcript of the gene SPMIP11, whose product is annotated as sperm microtubule inner protein 11. The record is from RefSeq and is a predicted model, not a curated record. Lineage: Eukaryota; Metazoa; Chordata; Mammalia; Artiodactyla; Camelidae. The transcript is spliced from 4 exons. Bases 1 to 396 code for a protein of 131 amino acids.